Molecule: messenger RNA, 822 nt
Organism: Durusdinium trenchii
Lineage: Eukaryota; Dinophyceae; Suessiales; Symbiodiniaceae
Source: the annotation of a GenBank genome assembly
CCACACACACGCAACAUGCACAGCAACAACAAAAACAGAACUGAAGACCUUGGUGACACCCUGACGUGAGCUCCUUAACUUGAGGACUCGCAAAAUUAAAAACCACAAAGCCCACAACGACCAUGGCAACAUGCUCCUCAUGGUGGCAUGGCAACAUGCUCCUCUAUAUGUGGCAUGAACACUAUUAGCUAGCUGUUCUCUAUAUAACGUUACUUGGGCCACUUCGAAUCCAAGGCGAGGGUGGUCAUCGCCUGGUUGGCCUUUGAGACUCGACGUGUUCAAGCGGCUGGAGCUGGGGAGGAUGCGCUGCUGCUGCAGAACAUGUCUCGAUGUGUGAAUGAACUUCACCGGUGGCACUCCAUGGGCGAAGCCAAUGGUCUCUACCUCUCCAAGCUGCAGGCAGAGCGAAUGGCCCGUUGCUGUGAUCGGAGCAUGGCUGCCUACAUCGAGCUGGCCGAAAGGUCCCUGACAGUGGAGGAGCUUGGAUGGCCGUCAAGGCCAAAGUUUCACGCUUGGCAAGAGAUCUGUCAGGCUCAGAUCGAUGACCUCAUCAACCACCGGUUCGCCGCUGGGUGGCACGUGGAGGACUUCGUCGGCCUGUUGGUGACGUCUCUAUGCACUACUCAAUCUAAUGGUGUCGAACGGGGUGGUCUACAAGCCUGGUACACGGGGUUGUGUGCUGCUGGGAGCUUGCAGACCUUCAAUGAGACCUCCCAUGCCAACUGAGCUUCCCCGCUCGUUGGCGAGCUCGUCGUUGGCGCGAGCACGUGGUGAGCAUGUGAAAACGGCGGGCUGCUGGAGGGUGGCAGGAACAAAGAUGGG